Syngnathoides biaculeatus (alligator pipefish) is the source of this 3041-nucleotide messenger RNA. RefSeq names its product integrator complex subunit 7 (gene ints7). Bases 140 to 3019 code for a protein of 959 amino acids. Gene Ontology annotation, biological process: snRNA 3'-end processing. Gene Ontology annotation, cellular component: integrator complex. NCBI's taxonomy places the organism in Eukaryota, Metazoa, Chordata, Actinopteri, Syngnathiformes, Syngnathidae. The record is from RefSeq and is a predicted model, not a curated record. The transcript is spliced from 20 exons.
AAGCCCAAUCAAUGCAGACGCGUACAGUAAAUGUGUUUUAUUGUGAAAUUCUGACGGAUGAAAGAACGACUGUUUCCGCGUCUAAUGUGUUCGUUUUUGUGCCUGGAAAUGUGGAAAUAGUUCCCCAAAAUAACGAAAAAUGUCUCUUUCAACGGCGCGAUCAUUCCUGUCGGAGGCUUGCUAUGGCGAGCAAGAACUUGACGCCAAUUCCGCACUCUUGGAACUCGACAAAGGGCUGCGGUCGGGAAAACCUGGAGAGCAGUGUGAAGCUGUGGUGCUGUUCCCUAAACUCUUCCUCAAGUACCCCUUUCCCAUUCUCAUUAAUUCUGCGUUCCUGAAACUUGCAGAUAUUUUCAGACUAGGGAACAACUUCCUUCGCCUCUGUGUACUAAAAGUAACGCAGCAGAGUGAAAAACACCUGGAAAAAAUCCUAAAUGUGGACGAAUUUGUCAAAAGGGUGUUUUCUGUCAUCCAUAGCAAUGACCCCGUGGCCCGAGCCAUUACAUUGAGGAUGCUUGGCAGUUUAGCCUUCAUCAUACCGGAGAGGAAAAACGCCCACCACAGUAUUCGCCAGAGUCUGGACUCGCAUGACAACGUGGAAGUAGAAGCUGCUAUAUUUGCUGCAGCCAGCUUUUCUGCACAGUCAAAAGUCUUUGCAGCUGGAAUUUGCAACAAAGUCAGUGAGAUGAUUCAAGGUUUGGAGACCCCCGUUGACCUGAAGCUGAAAUUGAUCCCCAUGCUGCAACACAUGCACCACGACGCUAGUUUGGCAUCCAGCAGUCGAGAACUUUUACAAAACCUGGUCACCUCUUACCCCUCCACGCCCAUGGUCAUUGUGACCCUGCACACCUUUACCCAGCUCGCUGCCUCCUCCCUGAUUGACAUUCCUAAGCAGUUGCAGCUCCUUCUUCAAUACCUGAAGGAUGACCCACGUAAAGCUGUCAAGAGACUGGCAAUUAGUGAUCUAAAGCUGCUAGCGAAAAAGGCUCCUCAUCUUUGGAUAAGAGAAAACACUCAGACCCUGUGUGAGUGUGCGCUGAGCAGCCCUUAUGUUAGUUUGAAGCUGGGCAUGUUGGCUGUGCUUUCCACCCUCUCUGGAACCAUUGCAAUUAAGCAGUACUUCAGUCAUACAACAGUGUCUACACCCCCUCGGAUGACUGACCUGGUGAAACUGGCACAAGAGUGCUGUUACCAUAGCAACUUGUCUGUCGCUGCCCAUGGGGUCAUAAUACUCUCCAACAUUGUCAUUUGCUGUCCAGAAAACGAUAUUGCCCAUCUAGAGCAGGAUACAACGUUGGGGCUGGAGUCCCUGCUGGUGCUUUGCAGUCAAGAUGGCAGCCACAGUGCCCAGGCUACACUUAAAACCAUCCUCACCUCAUUAGUCAAGCUGCUGAAGAGUCGACCUCAUCUCAGCCAAUCCGUCGUGGAAUUCCUGCUCGGUCAGCUCCACUUGUCCUGCGACUCUUCCCGGGUUCUGAUGUCCCACACUCUGUCAGCCAUCGCCACCCAUCUGCCGGUGCUGGGCGACAGCAUGCUGGAAGAUCUGGUGGAUCUCUACCGAGUGGCCAGUCACUCGUCCACGGAUAAAAAGCAAGAACUUCUGGUUUCUUUGGCGACGGUGAUUUUUGUUGCCAGCCAGUCAUCGCUGUCCCCAGAAGUCAUGACAGUCAUCAAACAGCAGCUCGAGAAUGUUGCCAAUGGUUGGACCGUGUACCGGAUCGCACGCCAAGCUUCUCGCAUGGGGUGCCACGAGCUCUCCAGUGAGCUUUACCAGAGUCUGCGAACUCGCGUGGCAUCGGAGCACUUCUACUUCUGGCUCAACAGCCUCAAGGAGUUCUCCCAGGCCGAGCAGUGCCUGACACACAUGGAGGAUGGCGACUACAGCGGAGCCAUGAGCGCCAUCGCCGAGGCCCUGCGUUCCUACCAGAAGGGCAUUGCCUCCCUCACGGCGGCUAGUACUCCUCUAAAUCCACUUACAUUCCAGUGCGAGUUCAUUAAGCUGCGCAUCGACAGUCUGCAAGCGCUGUCCCAGCUCAUUUGCACCUGCAACAGCCUGAAGACCAGCCCCCCUCCGGCCGUGGCCACCUCUCUCGCCCUGAGCACGGGCCACGACCUGCAAAGCUGUGGCCGUAUCUCACAACAGAUGAAAGUAUGCAUGGACGAGUUCAAAAGUCUUGCCGCCCGCUACGCUGAGUUAGAACAGUCAUCGUUUGACGCCGACAACGCCACCCUUCGAAACGUCGAGCUACAACAACAGAGCUCUCUGCUCAUCUCUCACGUGAUCGAGGCUCUUAUACUUGACCCACAGGCUGUCAGUUACCAGGACUAUGGCCCCCUUGGCUCAGUUCGGUCAGAGAGUGAAUAUGAGCGACGGAUGAUGUCGGUAUUUAAUUCUGUGCUUGAGGAAGUGGAGACCCUAAACAAGAAGCAUCCACCUGUGUCAUACUUGCAUACAGGCUGUCUUUGUGAUGCCAUCAUUGCAAUGCUGAAGGUCCCACUGUCCUUCCAGAGGUACUUCUUCCAAAAACGUCAAUCGACCAGCAUCAAGCUCGCCCUCUCUCCGUCGCCGCGAACACCAAACGAGCCAAUACCUGUGCAAAACAACCAGCAGCUGACUCUCAAGAUAGAGGGCGUGGUCCAACACGGUUCCAACCCAGGACUUUUCAGGAAGAUCCAGUCGGUGUGUCUCAAUGUCACAUCCACCCUCCAGAGCAAGGGACUGGGAGCGGAUUACAAGAUACCUCUCGACAGUACAACCAAUGAGAUCGAGCAACGGGUCGAGCCCCACAACGACUACUUCAGCACCCAGUUCCUGCUCAAUUUUUCCAUCCUGGGCACACACACGGUUUCCGUGGAGGCCUCCGUGGUGGACGAGAGCGGCAUAGAGUGGAAGACGGGGCCCAAGACCACCUUGUCAGUCAAGUCUUUGGAGGAUCCGUAUUCCCAGCAGCUCCGCCACCAAAUGCAACAAAGUUCUGCCCAGCCUGCUCCUCAGAGGAGCGCAUACAGUCGCUUCUAAUAAAAGUUUUUAGCUACAACAA